AUGACGGAGAGUACAACGGAUUCAAUCCUGAUCUGCCGCACAGGUGAAUUAGCUUCAGGCGAAACCCGUCUCCUAGAGCCAAACGAGCAACCUCCAACCACUUGGAAAUUCUCAACAUCUGGAUCGCUUGGGCUAUAUUCGUCUUCUGGUCAGAAAGUCCAUCAUACAGACAAUAAAUACGAUGUUUUUAGAGACAUUGGGGGCCACGAACUCGGUUUUAAAGCAGUUGGUGAGGUUGAUGGUGAUGGAGACCUAGUAAAACAGACGGGAUAUGUGUUGGUACGCGAUAAUACGAGGUUUAUCUGGACGUUAACGGAGGCCGAAUCGGAAUUCGUCUACUCUGUCAAUCCCACUGUAUUUCGGAUUAGCAAAAGCAAUGUGCUAUCA
Messenger RNA from Protopolystoma xenopodis, 387 nucleotides. Lineage: Eukaryota; Metazoa; Platyhelminthes; Monogenea; Polystomatidea; Polystomatidae. The record is from the annotation of a GenBank genome assembly.